AUGUCUCAACAGCGGAGUCAACAUUUCGAUGCUAUCAUCCAACAACUCGAUGCGCCGACCUCCAACGUGAGGAAGAUGGUCGACUACCUCCUAGGUAAUAAAUGGGAGUUGAUUGACGCAGCCACUGCGAACGCAUUAAUGUAUCAGCUUCCAUUUUUUGAAACAUUCUUCCGAGAUUAUAUCUUCUCCAAUCGGUUUGACACUCAGGAUCGUUACGGCGGUCUUCGAGGCCGACUGCAUGAUCUAUUUGACGGCGCGACAAUAAAAGAAAUUCAAGUAUGGCUCAAGAAACGCGAUAGCACGGCGUCAAAAGCCCGUGCCUUGGCGAUUUUCAGCUGCAGGAUCAUCAACGCUAACCGAAAUCCACGACAGUUGAUAACCUGGAUGCUCGAGAAAGGUAACACGCAACAACUCAAUGGCUUCACGAACAAUGCCCUCAACUCGCUGUCUGGAUUGAUGAAUGAGUUUCUAUGGAAAUAUAGCUCCAAACGCAUCCAAAGAACUCCCUUCAAAGCUAUGGCGGAGCUGCCUGAUAUUACCCCAAAUUAUUGUACAGAUCUGUUCAAGCCCAUGAUUUCAGGGCCCUUGCCGCCGUACAUGGAAUCGAGGUCCAGACAAGUUUCCGCUUAUGCAGCCAACGGCAGGAAGACUCAGAUGGUCGGAUAUAUCGGUCAGAUAGGACUCGUCUUCGGAUGCUUCAAGCUUCAAGUCCCAAGGCCUAAGCUGAGGCGGAAGAGUCGCCACUGCUUCGGUAAGAAUUAUAUAGAAGGAUUUAUGAAUACACUUGAGGCGACUAGUCACAUACAGCCUUUGAGUGGCGCGCACGGAUUUGAGAUGAAGCAGAAUGUCGUUUUAGCCCGUGACAAACGGAAGAAGCAGAUGGGAGAGUUUCGCGAAAGACCUAGAUCUAAGACGAGGGCAUCAGUACCUAUUAGUCUUGAGCAGUCUUCUAGAUUCCGAGACUCCUUGAUAAGUGUGAGCUCGAGCCGGUCGGAAGCGCUUGAGCUCGAGUAG
Molecule: messenger RNA, 1014 nt
Organism: Heterobasidion irregulare TC 32-1
Lineage: Eukaryota; Fungi; Basidiomycota; Agaricomycetes; Russulales; Bondarzewiaceae
Exons: 7
Coding region: 1-1014 (337 amino acids)
Source: RefSeq, a predicted model, not a curated record